AUGGCUCCUGGUCGUGCAAAGUUUCCAGCCAAGAAACCACAAAAACAUCGACCAGUAGCAGCAGAACAACCAUUGCAUCCAUAUGAAGUGGAGCGCCUCCAACAAUGUAUGAGGAACAAAGCAAGGCUAAAAGAAUUUGGAAUUCAUGAUCUAGUCGAUGUGCUUUCAAAUGCAAAUUCUAUUGCUCACAAGAAGAAUAAGCUAAAUUGCAGAAAUAGAGAAAACUCCAAGGAUGAGUAUGAUCCGACAAAUAAUGACACUGAUGAGGAGGAUCUGCUUGACGAUGACACUCCUGAGAUUGAGGAUAACAUGACUAUUGGAGGUGAGGCUACUACUAAUCUUGGUGUCCAGAAUGAGAUAACUAAUGAAGAUGUACAACUUGUUGAAAAUGAUCGAAGGGAGAGAGGAGUGAAUAUGAGACAUGGUCUUGAGAAGAUGAGUCGAGCUAUGCAUGGGAAGCUACAAAUUGUUAUUCCUGAAGGGGGGAUAAGGCCCGUGGCACCUUUUGCAGCUGCUAAGUUUGCAACCGAAUGCAAUAUUGCAGUCAGGAACCAUAUGCCGGUGUUAAAGCAUUGGAAGGAUUAUAAGAAGAAUUCUGCUCUUUUACAACAAUUUAGAGGAACACGUAAAGCAAAGUUUUAUAUCAAUACCAAUGAUGCAUCUGUUCAAAAAGCCUGUUUUGGCAUGAUGAAGAAUGCAAUCCGUCAACAACAUCACAGGCUUAAAAAGCAAUAUUUUGAUCCUUUUCCAUUGCAUUUGGUGAGCAAAUCUUCUCCUAUCAAAUCAAUGACUGAUGAACAAUGGAAUGAUCUUGUAGAAUCUUGGAAGAGACCAAAAAAGAUGGAGACAUGUCAAAAGAGCAGAAACAACCGAUCUAAUGUGAAGCACCACCACACAACUGGUUCUCGUAGUUACCUAGUUCAUGUAGAAAAUUUGGGAGACAAAUAUAUUGAUCAUGAACCUGAUGCAUUGGAGUUGUUCAAGGAGUGUCACUAUAGCAAGAAAAAGAAAGGGUUCACACUUGAUGUACAAUUAGCCAUAUCUGAAAUGGAAACUAGAUUGUCUGCAUCAAGAGAAGGUGAACAAUCUUUGUCUCCUACUAAGGUUGUUGCUGAUGUGCUUGCUGAGAAAACAAAGAAGAGUUCAUUUCUAAAGAAUAUUGGGAUUCAUAAUGCAUGCUCUAGGCCUAGCAUAAGAAGCAUCGAAGCGCAACUUGAAGCGGAGAAAAGGGCAAAUGGUGACCUUCGAGCUGUUGUUGAUGCCCAACGUGAACAAUUGGAUUUGCUAUCAAAGCAAGUGAAAGAAACAGAACAGGGAAGAAUUAGAGAGCAAGAUGAAAUGAAGAAGAAACAAGCUGAGAUGGAAGCAAAGCUCCAGCUCGUGCUAAGUCAGAUCAAGUCAACUUGA
Messenger RNA from Panicum hallii, 1407 nucleotides. RefSeq lists its product as uncharacterized. NCBI's taxonomy places the organism in Eukaryota, Viridiplantae, Streptophyta, Magnoliopsida, Poales, Poaceae. The record is from RefSeq and is a predicted model, not a curated record. The coding region runs from base 1 to 1407 and encodes 468 amino acids. The transcript has 8 exons.